Molecule: messenger RNA, 2060 nt
Organism: Engraulis encrasicolus (European anchovy)
Lineage: Eukaryota; Metazoa; Chordata; Actinopteri; Clupeiformes; Engraulidae
Gene: m17
Product: IL-6 subfamily cytokine M17
Exons: 4
Coding region: 1-990 (329 amino acids)
Biological process (GO): ciliary neurotrophic factor-mediated signaling pathway; negative regulation of neuron apoptotic process
Molecular function (GO): ciliary neurotrophic factor receptor binding
Source: RefSeq, a predicted model, not a curated record
AUGGCGCACAAGGCUCCGAGCAUGCAGAUCUACAGGCUACAAAUGCGUCUCUAUCUUAGCUGUGACCCCCAGCUCACAGAGUACGGGGUUGGCCACGCCGAGCUGCGCAGCACUGCACUGCGCCGGGCGUCUUUUAAAAAGUUAGCGUGGCGCAGCGGCACCAGCCAGAGCGUGCCUAGACGUGGUCUGGAGCGAGUGUGUUGUGUUGUGUCGCGUCGUGUGGUGGUGUGUCAGUGUCUGCGUCUGAGGCCGGUGGUGAAAAGCAUGUGCAGCGAUGGCAGUGGGAGCAGCACACCCAGCAAGGGGUCCUCAUCCAUGGAGAACAGCAGCAGACCACGAUGUGUGUCAGUGCUGGCGUUGCUGCUGGUGUGGGUGUGCGUCUCCAGUGGCGAGGUGUCGCCCUGCGGCCCGUUCAAAUGUAGCGUCUCGCUCCAGAAGACACUCCAGAUCACACGCAUACUGCACAAGGAGACUGGCGGCCUGCUCAAAAUAUAUAAAGCCAAUCAGGGCGAGGGGGUGGAGUUCAUGUGCCAGGCCCAGGCGGAGGGCGUUCCCGAGGCCACCAUAUCGGGCCAGGAUUGGACGGAGCGCCUGACCUCCAUCAACGCCCGGCUGCGCGAGUUCGCGCCGCACCUGCAGCGCGUGGCGGAGCAGCAGAGCGACCUGCAGCCCCCAGGCUGCCCCCUGCUGGCCACCAUGGAGCGGGUGCAGGCGCGCGCCUCCUUACUCCUGCGCCGGGAGAACUGCCUCCUGCGGGAGGUGCUGCCCAACAGCGUGCUGGAGCCCCCCAGCCCCACGACGCAGGGGGGCCACGCCGCGCUACCGCCCCCGCUCAACACCUUCCAGCAGAAGACCUACGGCUGCAGCGUGCUGACCCGCCUCCGAGCCUUCCUGUCGGCCAGUCAGAAGGAGCUGAAGGCCCUCAAGGGUGUGGCUUGCAAGCGACGGACAGAGCUGCUGGCCAAUAGGGUUGGGUCGCUUGGACCAUGAGCGCAAUGACUCCCAACUCCGACCGGACAUGAACUAACCGAUCAAGUUUAUCAAAUGCUUUUUUUCGUAUAUUUAUUGUGCCUUAUUUAUUUGGGUGGUAAUAAUAUAAUUAUUUGUGAUAUUAUUAUGAGAAUUGUUAUUAUAUAUUUUUUAUUCUGAAUUUGCAAAGCCCUGCUGGUUUGGGGCUGUAAUGUAAGUAGCAGAUCAAUGAUUGUCCUGCCUAUAUGUCAUUUAAACACACAUUCAAAUGUGCCUACGUACAUAUAAAGACACACACACAAACACACGCACACACACAAUGCAAGUCUCUCCAUUUCCAACACAUAGACACAGACACUGACACAGACACACACACACACAUACACACACACACACCCAUACACAAACUGACCAUCACACCACAGGCAGUGCCUUGAGGGUCAAAGAGACUACCUUAUAACUUUGUAGCUUGCACUGAAGAGGAAUCUGAAAAAAAAAACAAGCAAAACAGGAAAGUGUAAUUUAGUAAUGCCCGUUUUGGACAUUAAAAGACGGAUCAGACAAAUAUAAAAGAGGCCCUCCAGGGAACAGAAAAUGUAAUCUAGUAAUGGUAAAAAACACCCUGAAGAAGGCCAUAAGGGCCGAAAUGCGUAGGCAUUGUAGCCACAUAAAAAGUAAAACAAAUUGUAACCUUGAGUGCCUCAGCAUUUGUCUACCUAGACCAAGUUUGAGAGCCCCUACACUGAUGAGCACCAAGGAAAAAAUGGUGAAGACCCAGAAGCACUCUGAGUACCUUGUUUGUGUUUAUGUAAUCUAGUAAUGUUUAUUAUGGACUUGAUCAGACAAAAAGAAAUCGAAGAAGUCCUCCAGGGAACAAACAGCAGUCCACGACCUUUCACCUUUCACCUUUCACCUUUGGACGAUCUCAGGAUCAGUCACCAUGCACCUUACUGUGACAGCUGUACUGUGGGAGCUUUUGGAGAUGGCGAAACAUAACGACUGAUGAAUGAAUGUUUUUUUUUUCUUUUUUUCUUUUCAUAAUGGCAAAAAAGAUGACUGCACAUUUCCUGAAAUGUGAAUGAUAAUAAUAA